AUGCCCCAACUGACGCCCGAGAAAGUGACGACGUCGCGCGCGGCAAGGGCUCGCUUUCGCCCUAAGCAGCGGAUCAGUCACACCAAGUCUCGCAAUGGCUGCUUUACUUGCAAGCAUCGUCACGUCAAGUGCGAUGAGGAGCGACCCAAAUGCGGUUCUUGCUGGGUCCGCGGCGACGAGUGUGUCUUCCCUCCCCAGGCCGGCACACGUGACGUGAGAGGAAGACGCUCGCCCGCUGCACGCGAGAGACUCUCGUCAGUAGCUGCUCAAGUCUCUACACGAGAAGAUGAGCGCGAGACUCUCCAUGGGUCUAGCGAUCCGACAGCGAGGCUUCCUGAAGAUCUGCCCAAUGUCACCAGCCAGCCGAGCUCAGACCUCAAUAUGGGGGAUCUGAAUCUCCUUCAACAUUAUCUUCUGAAUACAUCGAGGAAGAUGACACUAAAUAAGUCGAAAUGCGUGAUCUGGGAGCGAAAGAUUCCCGAAUUGGCCGCCACGAACGAAUUUCUCAUGCACUUUCUCCUGGCCCUGGCCGGCAUGGAUAUCCUGAUUACAGAGGGCAGCCUCCAUGACCCUGGGGCCCGCGACUCCGUAUCGACCCCGGCAUCACUGAGCUCGCCUUGGUUGCAUACCAUCGUGGAACACCAUCAACGGGGGAUAGCUGGGUUUCAAGAAGCACUGGACGCUGCCGAGGAGUCGAGUCCGGAGGCCCUGCUAGCCGGUUCGAUGCUGGUGGUGGCCUUUGCUUUUGCAUCAUGUGGAAUUCCAGACCUCGACCCGUCAUUCAACAUGUCUCAGGAUGGUAUUGCUCCCGCUGCCGUUCCGUCACCUCGUGGCGCCAAUCUGGAGUUACCUCGGAUGCAGUGGCUGUAUCUCGUGCGCGGCGUCAUGACGAUUUUGAAGCAAUUCUGGCCAACUUUGCGGAAGGGCCGGCUGAGGUCAUUGCUUCUACUCAGUAACGCCAACGAAGAUUGGAAAAUGUGGGAAUCACAACUGCGCUCGAAUGACUUUUCGCUAACAAACAUUAAAUCCGAGAGAUUACGAAGGUUUGCAUUGGGCGCAAAUCGUGCUCUUGCGGGCUUAGAGGAACUCGUCAACACCUCUCCUUUGAUAAGCUCAUCCGGGGAGGCUCCAGCGGGCUCAUCGGCGAGUAUGACCCCCCAUCAUGACCAAACUCCGUCUCUCGAACUAGCAGCAGCCUGCGACACUUCCGCGCAUCAACACGCUCUGUCUGUGACCGAUUCAUUAUACAUGAGAAUACUGUACGUUCUACAGAUGAGGUCACUUCACACACAGUCCUCGUACGACCUGGAGGUUCAGUCCGAAAUCGAAGAGGCGGACUUUGCGGGCUGGCCCCGGCUCCUUUCCGAUGAAUUGAUUGCCUCCUUGGUGUCAAAUAGACCCGUGGACUUUUUCCGGGGCGCGAGUUUAGUGCUUCUGGCACACUUGUACCUUGCAAUCGCGAUUAUGGACGGGCUUUGGUAUUGUGGCAAGCAAUGCGAUGUUGAGAUUUACAGAAUCUACCAUCUGAUUCUUAGCGCCGGCGAUGAAAAGCUCAUCUCCCUGAUGGCGUGGCCACUUGAUGUAAUUAGGUGA
Messenger RNA from Penicillium oxalicum, 1593 nucleotides. Its product is annotated as Zn(II)2Cys6 transcription factor domain-containing protein. The record is from RefSeq and is a predicted model, not a curated record. The coding region runs from base 1 to 1593 and encodes 530 amino acids. Gene Ontology annotation, biological process: regulation of transcription by RNA polymerase II. Lineage: Eukaryota; Fungi; Ascomycota; Eurotiomycetes; Eurotiales; Aspergillaceae. Gene Ontology annotation, molecular function: DNA-binding transcription factor activity, RNA polymerase II-specific; zinc ion binding. The transcript has 2 exons.